AUGUUGUUGUGGCUGUGGAAGUGUUUGGGCGAUGUCGUGUCUGUUGUAGACAUGGCCGGUGCCACAGUAAUUGUUGAAGACGUGGUUGACGGCGUCGCGGUUGUUGUACAUGCUGUCACUGUAUCAACAACAGGUGUUGUAGCUGGCGUUUAUAUGCUUGAAGUUUCAGUUAGAGUAAGCCGAAGCACAGAGUCCACCACUCACAGUAUUGUGUGGAUUUACGCAUACCGAGCAGUCAACAACAGUCGAGCAAGCUGCUGUUCGUAG
Messenger RNA from Gongylonema pulchrum, 267 nucleotides. The record is from the annotation of a GenBank genome assembly. Lineage: Eukaryota; Metazoa; Nematoda; Chromadorea; Rhabditida; Gongylonematidae.